ACCCUCACCAUGUACUUCCAGCAGUCCUGGAGGGAUAAAAGGCUCUCCUAUUCUGGAAUACCUUUAAACCUAACACUGGACAACAGAGUGGCUGACCAGCUCUGGGUGCCUGACACUUAUUUCCAAAAUGACAAGAAGUCAUUUGUCCAUGGGGUGACAGUGAAAAAUCGAAUGAUUCGACUCCAUCCAGAUGGGACGGUCCUUUAUGGCCUACGGAUCACAACAACAGCUGCUUGUAUGAUGGAUCUACGCAGAUAUCCUCUGGAUGAACAAAAUUGCACGCUAGAAAUUGAAAGCUAUGGAUACACUACUGAUGAUAUUGAAUUUUACUGGAAUGGAGGAGUGUCUGCAGUAACAGGUGUUAACAACAUCGAGCUCCCACAAUUCUCUAUUGUUGAUUACAAGAUGGUAUCAAAGAGGGUGGAAUUUACAACAGGAGCAUAUCCUCGAUUAUCACUCAGUUUCCGGCUUAAAAGAAAUAUCGGAUACUUCAUUUUGCAAACCUAUAUGCCUUCCACAUUAAUCACAAUUCUGUCUUGGGUAUCUUUUUGGAUCAAUUAUGAUGCUUCUGCAGCCAGAGUUGCUCUAGGAAUCACAACUGUGCUGACCAUGACCACAAUCAGCACCCACCUAAGGGAAACAUUGCCAAAGAUACCCUACGUCAAGGCAAUUGAUAUUUACCUGAUGGGAUGCUUUGUGUUUGUGUUCCUGGCCUUGCUGGAAUAUGCCUUUGUAAAUUAUAUAUUCUUCGGGAAAGGACCCCAACGUCAAAAAAAGACUGCAGACGAGGCAGGACAUGCUGCAGGCAAGAAGGGCAGGCUGGAAACAAAUAGAGUCCAGGUUGAUGCCCACGGAAACAUUCUUCUCAGUCCACUCGAAAUAAGAAAUGAAGUCAGCAGCUCAGACGUGUUCACAAGCCUCAGUGACCCAAGAGCUACCAUGUAUUCAUAUGACAGUGCCAGCCUUCAGUUCAGAAGAACCACUUCCAGCAGAGAACUCUACAGUAGGAGUGCUUUGGACAGGCACAGGCUUCACAAAAAGGGACGUUUACGGAGAAGGGCAUCCCAAAUCAAAGUCAAAAUCCCCGAUUUGACUGAUGUUAACGUGAUAGACAAGUGGUCCAGAAUGGUCUUUCCCAUCACAUUUAUUCUUUUCAAUGUUGUUUAUUGGCUGUAUUAUGUCCACUAAUUUAUGCAAUAACAUUAUCACAGACUAACUUGUUUUUCCUUCUCAAUUUUGUUAACUCUGAAGAACUGCAGUAGCUAUAAUGCUACAUUGUCAACGCAAAAUACUCAGCCAUUGAAUAUGUCUAGAUUUGAGCUUUCUAAAAAAAUAAAAAAUUA
Molecule: messenger RNA, 1343 nt
Organism: Struthio camelus australis
Lineage: Eukaryota; Metazoa; Chordata; Aves; Struthioniformes; Struthionidae
Source: RefSeq, a predicted model, not a curated record